AUGGAGGUUGGCCUGAAGAAGAAGAACAUGGGGUUUGAGGAAACUGAGCUAAGGCUUGGACUGCCUGGAAACGGUGCCUCAGGCACUGAAGAGGUGCUGCGGAAGAGAGGAUUCUCCGAGACUCAAACUCAGGAUGACACUGCCUCAGUGGAUUUGAUGCUUAAUCUUUCAUCUAAGGAACCAACCACUGGAGCAGAUCCAACUGAUAAGCACAACACCUUGCCUAAGGAAAAAACCCUUCUGCCAGCAGAUCCUGCUAAGCCUCCAGCCAAGGCACAGGUGGUGGGUUGGCCACCUGUGCGGUCCUUCCGGAAGAACAUGUUGGCUGUGCAGAAGAGCGUUGGAGAAGAGGGCGAGAAGAAUAGCAGCCCUAAUGCAAGCUUUGUGAAAGUUAGCAUGGAUGGAGCACCUUAUCUCCGCAAAGUGGACUUGAAGAUGUAUAAGAGUUACCGCGAGCUCUCUGAUUCUUUAGGCAAAAUGUUCAGCUCCUUCACCAUUGGGAAUUGUGAAUCCCAAGGAAUGAAGGAUUUCAUGAAUGAGAGCAAGCUGAUGGAUCUUUUGAACAGUUCUGAUUAUGUCCCAACCUAUGAGGACAAGGAUGGUGACUGGAUGCUUGUCGGUGAUGUUCCAUGGGAGAUGUUUGUUGAAUCAUGCAAGCGUCUACGCAUCAUGAAAGGAAAGGAGGCUAUUGGUCUUGGUCUUGCACCAAGAGCCAUGGCGAAAAGCAAGAACAGGAGCUAG
This is a messenger RNA of Sphenostylis stenocarpa, 741 nucleotides long. The record is from the annotation of a GenBank genome assembly. Lineage: Eukaryota; Viridiplantae; Streptophyta; Magnoliopsida; Fabales; Fabaceae.